CGCAUGUCAGUUUUGCAACAGCAUAUGGAAGAGCCCAGCCCAGUGUGUACGAGAAUCGCAUCUUCUGACUGACUGCAUGAAGGGGAAAAUCAAAUUUUUAAAAUAUCCUUAAAGUGGCAGAGUACAACUGCGUCCUACUCGUCUGUUCUUUGUAGCCUGAUACAGUAUUUAACUAACAGGGAUGUCUAAAUCACAAAAACAACAUGAGGAGGAGAUAACACCAACAGAGAACACCAUGAGGACUUUGAUAAGUGUUUACAACAAAUAUGCCAAAAUUGAAGGAGACAGAGAUUUGCUAUCCACAUGUGAGGCGAAAAAACUUAUAGAAAACGAGCUGCCGAUGUUUGCAAAGCUAGGUGACAAACAAGUGGAAAAAAUCUUGCGUAAAUUGGACCAAAACAAAGAUGGGACUAUUGACUUUGAAGAGUUUGUGAGCAUGGUGGCUUGUAUGACGAAAGCAUACAGGAAAUUCUUUGAAUCAGAAGAACAUUGCACUUGAUAAGAUAACAAUGAGGGCAUUCAAAAGCAGCUCUUACAAAAUAUUUCCUAUGUUGGCUGUAGUGGUAGAUCAGUGUCUCUCAUACAGUAGCAAAGUUAGAUAGUGCUGCAUCUAUAAUUCAUGCUGACCAAUAAAAUUUUAUGCAUAACUUG
Protopterus annectens (West African lungfish) is the source of this 651-nucleotide messenger RNA. RefSeq names its product protein S100-A6-like. NCBI's taxonomy places the organism in Eukaryota, Metazoa, Chordata, Ceratodontiformes, Protopteridae. The record is from RefSeq and is a predicted model, not a curated record. Bases 182 to 499 code for a protein of 105 amino acids. Gene Ontology annotation, molecular function: calcium ion binding; transition metal ion binding. The transcript is spliced from 3 exons.